This is a messenger RNA of Adelges cooleyi (spruce gall adelgid), 1168 nucleotides long. RefSeq lists its product as uncharacterized. Lineage: Eukaryota; Metazoa; Arthropoda; Insecta; Hemiptera; Adelgidae. Gene Ontology annotation, molecular function: NAD+ poly-ADP-ribosyltransferase activity; protein binding. The coding region runs from base 252 to 992 and encodes 246 amino acids. The record is from RefSeq and is a predicted model, not a curated record. The transcript has 5 exons.
UGACAGUUUAUCUGUGUUGACUGUUGUGGAAUUUGAAGGUACUGAUUUUUCAUAAUAAUAUCCAUACAAUCUCUCAAUGAUUUAGAAAUGUCCAAUGGAUUUAGACAAUGUUUAAGAAUUUGAUUACAAUAUAACUCGAUGUUCAGUAAUAUAUUUGUAUUUACUAAUCGUUUAUUUAUUUCUGUACAAAAUUGAAGCAAUUGAUUAAUUUUCGUUUACACCAGUCCUUCGUUUGUUUGUCAGAUUUUACAAUGCACUACACGAUUCAACCCGUAGUGGGUCCAGAACUGUUUGAAGUUUUUGAAAUUAGACGUUUAUUUGAUUUGUUCGAUGUGAUUUCCGUUCACAAAAUUGUCAAUCCAUUACUAUGGGGGUUAUAUAAUCUCCGUAAGAAAGAGAUGGAAAACACAUGUCAAAAUGAGGUGGAGGAACUAUUUUUGUACCAUGCAACGUCCACCAGCAAUAUAAACUCCAUAGCGGAAUUCAAUUUAGAUUGGCGUUGCACAAGUCGCAGUCGGUACGGGAAAGGCGUAAACUUCUCCCAUUGUCCUAUUUAUGCCAAUAGAUAUGCAUCAUAUGCUACCGUAUGCGACGAGGUCACAAUAGAUGUCUUGACAAAAAUGGGUUUCCCUAAAGAAGCGAUUAAGCGUGCCGUAAUUUUAUCCUAUGGAUCAUUAGAAAAUGCCACAAAAUGGCUAAUGGAACACAUCAUGGACCCUGACUAUGCUGAAAAUGCAUUAAUAAACGAUGAUGAACCAGUUGAAAGAACUUUUGUUUUGUGUUCCGUAUUAUGCCAAAAAGUGAAAGAAGUGGGAGUAAGCUACAAUUUAAAGGUAAUCCCUAACUUUUAUGAUACUGCCCGAUCGAGAAAUGGCAACGUAUGGAUUAAGUUCAACGAUUUCGAGUUUUAUCCGUAUUACGUGAUACAGUACAAAGAGCGGUCUACGACAAAUUAUGACUCAAAUAUUGACUUUUCUGUUGACACAUUUUAAGUAUACUGAUUUUUUAAUUUUUUAUUUGAGUUUGUUAAGUUGUUUGUUUAACAACAUUAUCGUGUUAAAAGUGUUAUUAUUUCAUUUUUAUGUUACCAAGUAUGUGUAUGUGUUAAUUUAUAAACUUAAUAAUGUACUUAUUUUUAAAAUCGAUACAAGUUUAAACCCUAUGGUAU